CCUGUUAGGACCCGGUGGCACUAAACACUACUGCACAGCGGAAUAAAAUAAAUGAUCAACGAAACCAAAAAUAAAUGACACAAUAUUUAACGUGGUUCACCUAAAACGUUUAGGCUACGUCCACAAAUCCGACACCAACUUCCACUAAAACAUUUAGCAGGCAUACAAAGAGAGACUUCCCCAAUAAUUUGGAGGUACAACAAUUCCUGAGCUCUACCCAAAAUAGUGGCGCACACAAAAGUGUUUCCCGAAAAAUACCCGACUAGUAUUUCUACUCACUAUUUUGUCACUCCCCUGUUAGGAAACAUUCCUAAAGGAACUACAUCUCUCUCCCUCUCAAACUCUUUCUUCUUGAGUUUUGAUAUAUUUUUUUUUGGUGUGUUAUACAAUGAAAUGGAAGGGGGUAUUUAUAGUUUUGAGAUAGGGACCAAAAGUGCAAAUCUCACCUACCACUCAUUGCAUCAUUGCUUAUCUCACUAAGGAGAGUUGCAUCAUUGCUUAUCUGUGCCCUACAUCACCAUAAUUGUUGGAAAAACUAACAGAUCCCACAUAACUACAAACUCAACUCGUACAGAUCUUGUUUUUAUUGAUCGCACCAGAAUCAGCUGUCAUUAAUCGGAAGAGCGUUUCACAUCCAAUCUCAGAUGCUGUGGAAUAAAGUUGUAUGAUAAAAUGGAAGCUAGCAUCAGUGGGAGCUCUUCUCCAACCCAUCCAAAAUGGAGAAAAGUUGUUUAUGGUGGGAUGCAACCUGGCUUUGGUGACAAUCACACGGAUGAGUCCUUCUUGGAGGAAAUGAUCAUGAAUGCUAAUGUUGUCAAAAGAGACUUAUUGAAAGUGGUGCUCGACGCAGUUUCAAUCUCACAAUAUCUUUGCAUUGUUGCCCUUGUGGUUUUAGUUUGGACCUACACCCUCAGAAAUACCUUGAAUGAAAAAUAUCUCUUACUCUUGAAUGUCAGCCUUCUUGGUUCGGGUUUCUUUAUUCUGCUCUUAACUGCGGACAUGAUACCCUUUAAUCUCCUCCUCAAUUAUCUCCUAAAAUAUACCUUUUUCAUAACUGCCUUAUAUAUGUUGUCUCCUAUCUACCAUACACUUACAAGGUCCAUAAGCUCGAAUUCCAUAUGGGCGCUAACAGCUUCCCUUCUCAUACUCCAUCUCUUUCUGCACAAUUACUCAGGGUCCACCGUAAAGGCUCCUGGAGCUUUAGAAAAUCCAACCCUGACAAGCAAUAUAUCUCUGAAUGCGUCAAUCGUGGCUUCACUUUUGAUUUCUUCUCGCCUUCCAUCGAGGCUUCAUGUCUUUGCUAUUGUGCUAUUCUCCUUGCAAGUUUUCCUUUUUGCUCCUUUAGUCACAUAUUGUGUCAAGAAGCGUUCUUUUAAGCUGCAUAUUUGCUUUUCCCUUCAGUUACUGGUUCUAACACUAAUUUUCGCUUACCAGUUGCAUAAGUUGCUUUUCAUUUUGCUUUUGGGCAUUUUUGUCUUCGUCAAUUUGGUUUGUCCUUACUGGCUGAUAAGGAUUCAAGAGUACAAGUUUGAGAUUAAUGGCCCCUGGGAUGAGGCUAAGCUCUGUUUUAACAUUACAGAAUAAAAGGGCAGCCUGGUGCACUAAGCUCCCGCUAUGCGCGGGGUCCGGGGAAGGGCUGGACCACAAGAGUCUAUUGUACGCAGCUUUACCCUGCAUUUCUGCCAGAGGCUGUUUUAACAUUGCUGUAUGAAGAGGUUAUAUUUUUAGGCAUCUCCUUUGUAUUCAAAUCUCCUGGAUUACUGCGUACAGGAGAUUUAACUAGUCAUGUAGCUAUUUGGGGGUGUUCAUUGGUCGGUUUGGCAUGAUUUAAAAUAUUUUGUUUCAAUGUUUUUGAUUUUUGGUUUUAAAAAUAAUAUACCAAUACCAUAUCAAAAUAAA
Nicotiana tabacum (common tobacco) is the source of this 1899-nucleotide messenger RNA. Its product is annotated as phosphatidylinositol N-acetylglucosaminyltransferase subunit C-like. Gene Ontology annotation, biological process: GPI anchor biosynthetic process. Gene Ontology annotation, cellular component: membrane; glycosylphosphatidylinositol-N-acetylglucosaminyltransferase (GPI-GnT) complex. NCBI's taxonomy places the organism in Eukaryota, Viridiplantae, Streptophyta, Magnoliopsida, Solanales, Solanaceae. The record is from RefSeq and is a predicted model, not a curated record.